AUGUCAGGAAAGUCACCAUCUUCUGCUACCACGCAAGUGAUAGAAGCUCAUGAGACUGAUGCAGCUCAAGAGUCUCCCUUAAGAUAUGCAGCCUAUGCCAGAAGAAUGCAAACCAUUAUGAAGGCAGCUCAUAGAUAUGUUGCUUAUACAUCUGAUAUCGGGGAACUGUUCCGUCCUGUUGCUCAUCCUCGUGUAGUUACUGCUGGUUAUGCAAUCUCUUGGGCUUAUAUAUUGGGUGAUGUUGGAUAUACCAUGUGGAAAACCAAUCUUCUUAGUAAAGGGUUGUAUACUCCUGGAUUAUUACCUUGGCAAUCCAGUCCAAAGGUGGCUGAUCCAGUACAGGCUGCUGAGUUCCAAAAGGAAUAUGGACAUUCAAUUGUUGAAAGUGAUUGGAGAUUGGUUGGUUUGAAGAGAGGUAUCUUUCAAAGUAUUGCUUCUAUGGGAUUACCAGCAUUUACCAUUCAUUCUACUGUUAGAUAUUCAAGUUUGCUAUUCAAGAAUUCCUCUAUUGCUCCAUUGAAAUCAUAUGGUCCAAUUGCCUUAGGGUUAGCAGUAGUACCCUUGUUACCUUAUAUCUUUGAUGAACCUGUUGAGAAGGCAGUAGAUUGGAUAUUUGAGAAAGGUGAGGAAUGGUAUGAGGGAACCACCACCUCCAAGAAGUUACAAUGA
Messenger RNA from Lizanozyma spartinae, 669 nucleotides. RefSeq lists its product as uncharacterized. The transcript has a single exon. NCBI's taxonomy places the organism in Eukaryota, Fungi, Ascomycota, Pichiomycetes, Serinales, Debaryomycetaceae. Bases 1 to 669 code for a protein of 222 amino acids. Gene Ontology annotation, biological process: mitochondrial fission. Gene Ontology annotation, cellular component: mitochondrion. The record is from RefSeq and is a predicted model, not a curated record.